Molecule: messenger RNA, 2827 nt
Organism: Seriola dumerili (greater amberjack)
Lineage: Eukaryota; Metazoa; Chordata; Actinopteri; Carangiformes; Carangidae
Gene: nelfcd
Product: negative elongation factor complex member C/D
Exons: 15
Coding region: 142-1881 (579 amino acids)
Biological process (GO): negative regulation of transcription elongation by RNA polymerase II
Cellular component (GO): NELF complex; nucleus
Molecular function (GO): RNA binding
Source: RefSeq, a predicted model, not a curated record
GUUGUUGUUAGCUUACUAGCUAAACAGGUUAGCGUCCCCCAGUAUCAUCCACGUGAGACAAACACUCGCAAGUCACGUUAAGAUUUUAAACUCACAUCUUGGUUAUUGCAGCCAAUUAAAAGUCACUUCUUUCCCGUCAUUAUGGACGAGGAGUAUUACAGCGGCGGAGGAGACUGGGAAGGCACGGAUGGCAACACGGAGGAUGGUUAUGUUGAAGGAGAAAAUGACGGGAAAACCCAGGAAGAUUGUCUGCAGAAAUUCUCCAGCAGGGACUACAUCAUGGAGCCUGCAAUCUUCAACACCCUCAAAACGUAUUUCCAAGCAGGUGGAUCUCCAGAACAUGUCAUCCAGCUUCUCUCUGAAAACUACUCUGCUGUGGCUCAGACUGUUAACCUGCUGGCAGAGUGGCUCAUCCAGAUGGGUGUAGAGCCUGCUCAGGUCCAAGAGCGAGUAGAAAAUCACCUCAAGAGUCUCCUGAUAAAGCACUUUGACCCCCAGAAAGCUGAUUCUAUUUUCACUGUUGAAGGAGAGACUCCUGCCUGGCUCGAGCAGAUGAUAGCUCACACUACGUGGAGAGAUCUCUUCUACAAGCUGGCAGAGGCUCACCCAGACUGCCUGAUGCUCAACUUCACUGUAAAGCUCAUUUCAGAUGCUGGUUAUCAGGGUGAGAUCACCAGUGUGUCUACAGCGUGUCAGCAGCUGGAGGUUUUCUCUCGAGUACUGAGGACGUCUUUGGCCACGCUGCUGGAUGGAGGAGAGGAAAACCUGGAGAAGAACCUGCCAGAAUUUGCUAAGAUGGUAUGUCACGGCGAGCACACCUACCUCUUCGCCCAGGCGAUGAUGUCCAUCCUGGCUCAGGAGGAACAAGGCGGUUCAGCUGUUCGUAGGAUCGGCCAGGAGGUGCAGAAGUCUGCACACGAGAGAGGUCAUGAUGCCAGUCAGAUAACCCUCGCACUCGGUACAGCAGCAGCCUACCCUCGAGCCUGCCAGGCGCUGGGUGCCAUGUUGUCGAAAGGAGCCCUGAAUCCUGCAGAUAUCACAGUUCUGUUCAAGAUGUUCAGCAGUAUGGACCCUCCUCCUGUGGAGCUGAUCAGGGUGCCUGCCUUUCUGGACCUGUUUAUGCAGUCGCUGUUUAAGCCUGGAUCAAAGAUCAACCAAGACCACAAACAUAAAUACAUCCAUAUCCUGGCUUACGCUGCCAGUGUGGUCGAGACCUGGAAAAAGAACAAGCGAGUCAACAUCAAUAAAGACGAGCUGAAGUCAACUUCUAAGGCCAUAGAAACUGUGCACAACCUGUGCUGCAAUGAGAACAAAGGAGCUACAGAGCUGGUGGCUGAACUCGGCACUUUGUACCAGUGCAUCCGGUUUCCAGUAGUUGCCAUGGGGGUUUUAAAGUGGGUGGACUGGACAGUGUCUGAGCCGCGGUACUUUCAGCUCCAGACAGACCACACUCCAGUACAUUUAGCUCUGCUGGAUGAGAUCUGUACGUGUCACCAGCUGCUGCAUCCACAGGUCCUCCAGCUGCUCAUCAAACUGUUUGAGACGGAGCACUCUCAGCUGGACGUCAUGGAGCAGCUGGAGUUGAAGAAGACGCUGCUGGACCGAAUGGUUCACCUGCUUAGUCGUGGCUACGUCCUGCCUGUAGUUGGUUAUAUUCGAAAGUGUCUGGAGAAACUCAACACGGAUAUUUCCCUCAUCAGAUACUUUGUCACUGAGGUGCUGGAUGUGAUCGCACCUCCCUACACAUCAGACUUUGUUCAGCUCUUCCUGCCCAUCCUGGAGAACGACAGCAUCGCAGGGACGAUCCGCACAGAGGGAGAACACGAUCCUGUUGCUGAGUUCAUUGCUCAUUGCAAGUCAAACUUCAUCAUGAUUAACUGAUGUGGAAAAUGACACUGAAAACAUUCUUGUUGGAGAAUGUACCAAGAAGACCUCACAGGGACAGAGGAUCUGUGGUCUCAAUGAUAACCAAAUGCUCUGCUUGACGUUGAAACACAUCGCUUGGACACAAGAUGGAUGUGUCGGUUUGACCAAGUGAAUGAGGAUUAGUAUUUCUUGAGACAACAAAAAGGCAAAUGUCACUGAGCUGGUAGAACGAUGGAAGUAUAGUAAUAUUUCAGAGGAAGCUGUCCGAAGAUGCGGCAAAAUAUUUUUCUUUUUCACCUGUACAUUUGAUUUUCUAUUUUUAUGUUGGUUCAAGAUGUUUUAAAAUAAAAACCUGAAUAUGUAUUCUUUAGUGCAUUUUUUUUAAUUUAAUGCAAUCAUGAUCAUAAAACGUCACUCUUUUGGUCACAUUUUUAUGACUCAUAUUAAGAAACUAUAUAAAAUAAAAGCCAGGCUUUCAGCCUGUACUGAGCAUAUUCGGUUGAUAAACUGUGCUGCAGAACUGGCCCGACUCUCUAAGAAACUGUAUAAUAACGUGAACUGAGCUUUUUACAACCACAUUUCAGCCCGGCAGACGGAGAGUAACUGAUACUCAAAGGACAGCUUUUGUGUUGAGAAUCACUUUUUAAGUGUUGCGUUUAUUGGCAUAGUUUGAAACACAAGAUAUCAGUUUUUUGAAAAUAUCAGAUCUGUUGAUUGUUCAGCUUGAAAACAAACAGAAAAUUACAUAAAUCUUGACGCAAACACACAUAAGGCACACUUCAAGUUGAUUUUUUUUUUUUUCAGUUUUUGUGUACAAACCCUGCAUCAGGUUGUAGUGCAAUCUUGUCAAUACAUUAACACCAGACGCUGAAAACAUUCAGUGUUGGUGCAGUGCAAGACAAAUUAUAAACACUCUGUUCUUUGGCUGAGUCAGUUUGCAUUUGACGAUUAAAACUGAAAA